AAAGAAAGGCUGGGCGGCCAGUCGUGUAAGUGCCAGCCAGGCCUACAGCCAGUUCAGUUUAUGGUCAAUUAGAGCACAACUCAUUUGCAUGUGGCUUAGGAAGAGCCAUUGGGAAUGCCUAUGCCUCCGCACGGGCCUGUAUCUGUGGCUGUUGCUGGGGCUGUCACCCAUCGGUUUGGCCAGGGCGUGGCAGUGUUUAUACAAAGAAUUUCCCGUUGACAGAGAGAAGAUCAAGGGCGGCUGGUGGAUUUAUGGUAGCAAUCCAGAGGCAACGAAACGUUGCUACCUCAACGAGCUGGAUCUCUAUUGGACACGCAUCACCAUGACGGACUACGAUAAUUAUGCUGUGGAGCUUUACUGCUCUUUGCCCUGGUUCCGUCAUCGCCUGGCCAUCUACACCCGAGCCAAGGAACCCACACAGGAGACCCUGAAAGCAGUCGAUAGUUACCUGCAGACGGUUCAUCUAUUGUUGCACAACUUUACGCUGGUGGAGAAGGCGAAAAACUGUGAGAAUGAGCAGCAAAAACCCUGGCAGCAUUGGCAUUUGUCCAAGUAUCUGCAUUUGGAAUACCAUCCGCAUUAUAUUAAGCCUCUGGUCGAUAACGAAAAUAUUUAAAGCAAUCGCGAGAGUCAUUCGCUGACUCCUCUCUUGUGGCGCAACUUUCUUUAGCCAGAAAUUUAC
Drosophila obscura is the source of this 682-nucleotide messenger RNA. RefSeq lists its product as uncharacterized. The transcript is spliced from 3 exons. The record is from RefSeq and is a predicted model, not a curated record. Lineage: Eukaryota; Metazoa; Arthropoda; Insecta; Diptera; Drosophilidae. Bases 89 to 616 code for a protein of 175 amino acids.